This is a messenger RNA of Symbiodinium sp. CCMP2592, 789 nucleotides long. The record is from the annotation of a GenBank genome assembly. Lineage: Eukaryota; Dinophyceae; Suessiales; Symbiodiniaceae.
AUGAAGGUGUUCUUGGCUGCCGCUGUGGCAGUUGCCCCUGCUGCAUGUGCAGGCAACACGACCCAAGGUUCGGUGAACGCGACCCAAUUCACCCACUUUGAAGGCUUCUGCCGGGACGCCUUUGGUGGUGAUGUUCUUGCGAAUGCUUUUCCGGCCGGUGCUGAGUCUCUUGCGGCUUGCCGGGCGGCCUGCAGCGAGAGCUCAAGCUGCGAGGGAUUUGAGUGGUAUCCCGACACUCCUGGCUUCGAAGGCGUCAAGUGCCAUACAUUCCCAGGUUCUCCCGGUGCCGGUGGCUCAUCGACUUUGCCGAUCAGGCAGGGAGGCGGAUCUUUUCUGGAUGCGCAGUGCUAUAUCAAGCAUGGAUGCCGCGACAGCUACUCCUUAAAGGAUGGCUUGUGCAGAGACCUGGGAAAUGUCGAUCUCCGAGCCGAUGCGGUCCCCUCUGCGAGUUCCUCCCUGGAGGACUGUCAAUCCUUCUGCAAUGCAGAUGAAAACUGCGAGGGAGUUGAGUGGUAUCAGAAGACUGCAGGAUAUUUGGAUGUAAAGUGCCACAAACUUCCGGGCACUCCGGGCAGUGGUGGCGAAUCCAACUCCCGACUCGAAACUGCAGGUGGGUUCUACCUCGAUGCGAAGUGCUACAUCAGGAGGUGUUACGAGCCAAGCUAUGAGAUCAGCGGUGGCGCGAGGGGCCAGAGGCCCCACAGUUUUUGCCUGGCCGCUCUCUCAAUCCUUUAUGGAUUCCUGCUCUUGAGCGAUCGGUCCCAGGCCAAGGGCUUUAGUUCGAAGUGA